Molecule: messenger RNA, 1461 nt
Organism: Helobdella robusta
Lineage: Eukaryota; Metazoa; Annelida; Clitellata; Rhynchobdellida; Glossiphoniidae
Exons: 7
Coding region: 1-948 (315 amino acids)
Source: RefSeq, a predicted model, not a curated record
AUGGCGUAUGUAGCAGUGUUUGCCAAGCGAAGUUUGAAGCAUGUGUUUCAAAUACUUGAGAAGGAUGAUUGCAUUGAAAUGAAAUUCCAACGUGAUUUUGACAAAUUUGUAAUCAUAUUGAACAUUUUAAACAUGGGAAAAUUUUCAAAAUUUUCUCGAGAGAAUCAAUCUGGUAAUAAUAAACAUUUCGCGUGCUUGCCACGGGCUGUGAAAAAAGUGGCAUGUAACAUGGGCCGCCAGGUAGAGCUACCUUGGGAUGUUAAAGGCCUUUCUGGUUUUUGUUUUAGAAAUGUUAUUUUGAGUUUUUCUCAUACAGUUAUAAUUUUGAGAGUCAUUUGCUCCUCUUUCGCUUUUACUUUAUCAGCAAUGUUCAAGUUGGUCUCUGUGAAAAAGCCGAAGAAGAAGGCCGACCACAGAUGUCGCAAGUGCGAUGAUUCGUCUGACUCCGACUGCAGCUCAGACAGCAACUGCUCUGACUCCGAUGAAAAGCCAGUUAGAGUGGACAGAAACAGAAUACUGGUGAAAGAAGUGGCCGUUCAGAAGCCGGCGCCCAGACCACAGCCGCAACCUAGGGUCGUUUAUCGAGAACCAGCUAGAGAAGAACUCGUGAACCUACCUGUUCCCUGCUCUCUGCUGAACAAUGAAAGAUCGAUGACCUACUCGUUAACCAUAACUCCGGAAGCACCACCUAGACCUCCAUCUCCUCCUCCUCAACUCCAGGUUCAGUACGUUCCUGUCCUCGUUCCUGCCGAACAACAAUACAACGAUCAGCCUAAAUAUUUUCCAAUUCAAACCCAAAUCAUUCCUGCUCAAGCUCCGGCUGUUGUCUCUGUUGGUCCUUCCUACACUGAGUAUGCUGAGGUCCGCAAAAACCACCACCACCAGCCGACCGUACAAGUGAUUGCUGUUAAAGGUCAGGCCCAGCCUGGCUUCAGCUACAUUCAUUAAAACUAGCCAUCCAUGAAAGCGGGCAAGCCUUACGAUCACUAUGUGCCCAAAUUCAUAAUAUUGACAAAUUAUCAGUGUUCUUAUCAUUUUUUAUCUCGGUAUCGAUGUUUUUAUUAGCUUAUAAGACUAAUCUUACAUUAAUUUAUUAAUAGUAUAAUAUUUAGUACAACAUUUAAAUUUCUAAUUUGAGACUAAAUCUAAGGAAUGAUGUAAUUCAUUGAAUAAUGUAAACUAUUUAAUAAGCAGUGGUAGCGACGUUAAUGAGGAUGAUGAUAAAAAGAUUUCAAAACAACUGCCACAAAGUUAAUGAUGAAUAAUAAACUGUUUGCAUUAUCAUCAGAAAAUAAUAUAAGCGAUUACAGCAGCGAUAGUAAUAGAAGCAGAAGCAGCAAUAAUGUCAUUAGAAUAUUGUAUAUAUUGAUAUAUAAUAUUAUAUUGAUAACAUUGUUGUUCUAAUUGUACCAUUUGGCGUUGUUACUAAUUCCAAUAAAUGUUUAAUUACUGUUAAUUGAA